Molecule: messenger RNA, 2313 nt
Organism: Hirsutella rhossiliensis
Lineage: Eukaryota; Fungi; Ascomycota; Sordariomycetes; Hypocreales; Ophiocordycipitaceae
Product: fungal specific transcription factor domain-containing protein
Exons: 3
Coding region: 1-2313 (770 amino acids)
Biological process (GO): DNA-templated transcription; regulation of DNA-templated transcription
Molecular function (GO): DNA binding; zinc ion binding; DNA-binding transcription factor activity, RNA polymerase II-specific
Source: RefSeq, a predicted model, not a curated record
AUGGCCGCCGAGUCGUCACACCACCCAUAUGCUCGAUCUCCCAACCCAUCCACAAGGUCAUACGACUCCUCCGUCGAGCCCUCAGCCGAUUGGCAUGCCGUCCCUACCUCCAGUCAACCAGAGCUUCCCGCCGUACGCAUCAAUGUCGAGUUCAGCAAUGGGUCGCGAGUCGCUCGCUUCGACGGAUUCGGUCAUGAGCGCUCAAGUCGUCGCAAGGAUCCCAGCUGCGAUGCUUGCCGUGAGAGAAAGGUCAAGUGCGACGCAACAGAGACGACGAGCUGUUCCGAGUGCUCCAGUCGCAACGUCAAAUGCCAGUUCACCAAGGAGACGAACCGCAGGAUGUCGUCGAUCAAACAAGUCCAAGAUCUGGAGAAGCAGAUUGAGCGCGUCAAGCGCGAUAAUGCGAACCUCCGCCGCAUGCUCGGGGAGAGGGACGGGCCCGUCGACAUGGAAAUGGAGCCAGGAGACAGGCAGCUGUCCCAGCUGCCGUCGAUCGGGUCUGAGCCCAAGCCGCGUCGGCGCCACGCACCGAAUCCCGAGCUGGCUCGGGCGAGGGCCAACGUGCGCGGCUUCUCCAAGGGCAUCUGGAAGCCGCCGGCACCGCAUCGACAUCCGGCCCCGGCCACGUUCGACUGUCCUACCCCUGAGCUGCCUCCCCAUGCCGUUGUUGAUCGGUUGUUGCAUUCGUACUGCAACUCUGCGCACACCAUGUUCCCUAUUCUGCACAUGCCGACCUUUCAGGCCAUGGUCGAUGACUUGUACAGGUUGAAUCCACAACGCGUCUCCUCGGCGUGGAUGUCCUUGUUCUUCGCCGUCCUCGCCAUGGGCAGUCUCUUUAGCCCCGAGCCUCCCACGACGGCCACCUUUUACCGCCCAGCCGACCUCCUCGAAUCCGCGCGCAAGAUGAUGGACCCCUGGAACAACCAGCACACGCUCGACACCGCUCGGGCCCUGGUCCUCAUAACCAUCUGCCUCGGCGAGAUGAACCUGAAAUCAGCCGCUUGGAGCUGGCUCGGCAAUGCGGUCCGGGUGGGCCAAGACCUGGGACUCUACGCAGAGUCCGGGUCGUGGCCAGUCGUCGAGGGGGAGAUGCGACGCAGGACGUGGUGGACCAUUUACAUAGUGGAUCGCACCAUGGCGACCGAGAUGGGCCGCCCCUGUCUGAUUGACGAUGCCGACUGCGACGUGUCUCUGCCGGCUGCGGUGGACGACCAGUAUCUGCGUGAGGAUGGCAUGCGAGUCCCCAACGGCGCCGAGCCGCUGACGCACUCUCUGCUUGCCGUCAUCCACGUGGUCCGAUCGUACACGGCUCUGGUUAAGUCGAUGGACGCCUCCGUUCUUUCGACUGCGCAGCUGUCGACCUUGGAUGCCCAUUUCAACAAGUGCCUGAGCACGUUUCCGCCCGCCUGCGACCCGUCCAGCACCGUCGCCCUGGCUUCGCAUUUCCUCGCGCCCUUGGCCUACCUCUUCCACGCCCGCCUCCUGCUCCACCGACAUAACCUUUCCCCCAGCUGCUCUCCGGAUACGCGCCUUGCCGCCGUCGAGAACUGCAUCCAGGUCGCUCUCGAAACGGCGUCGCUCGUCAACCGCACCAAGUCCCCGGCCGACGGGGCGACGGCGCUCCUGACGGCCCACGUGUUCCGGUCCACGCUCUUCUUGCUCCUGACGGGCUAUCUCGACCACGCCAUCACCUGCAUCCGGGCGCUCGCGGCCAUAGACGCCCGGCGGGAUGUUACGCUGUCUUGUGGGCGCUAUCUGGCCUUUUUCGUGUCCACGUUAGUGACCAAGCGCGCCGAACACACAAACUAUCUGUCGCGCCGGGCCUCGGUCGACCCCGCGGCCCUCCUCGUGUCGCUGGCCAGGGACGAGGAGCUUCUGGCGUACGUGUCAGCCGACCAGCAAGCCUCGCCGCACUUGUCGUGGGUCUGGGCCGGGCCCGAGCUCGAGUCGCCGCGGCUCAAGACGGGGCCCGUCGUCGGCGCCGGUGCCGGCGCGGGCGAGAACGGCCUUUUCAGCUCCGAGAUGAGGACGGGUCUGACCGAGGACGAGCGCAGGGAGUGGGGCGGAUGGGGCCGGCUCGAGUCGGCGGUGCGGAGCCUCGCCUCGCCGUCAGCCGCCUGGUCGACCCCGCUGCCGCCCCCGCCUCAGCACCCGCCGGCCGUCAAGAGCGAGUCCCCCGUCUCGACAGUCGAGGUCCAGAGGUUCUCGGACACGCCGAGGUACGCAGUCGAACACAGGGUCGUGCCGAGCCCGACGGCCACUCCGACGGUCAAGAGGGGCGCCGACCGCAUCAGCAUCGCCAACAUUAUAUGA